Leptomonas pyrrhocoris is the source of this 2416-nucleotide messenger RNA. Its product is annotated as cell division cycle protein-like protein. The record is from RefSeq and is a predicted model, not a curated record. Gene Ontology annotation, cellular component: cytoplasm. Gene Ontology annotation, molecular function: ATP binding; hydrolase activity, acting on carbon-nitrogen (but not peptide) bonds, in cyclic amides; ATP hydrolysis activity. Bases 68 to 2416 code for a protein of 782 amino acids. The transcript has a single exon. Lineage: Eukaryota; Euglenozoa; Kinetoplastea; Trypanosomatida; Trypanosomatidae.
AGCUUUGAGCAGCGGGCACAAAGGGCUUCUUUUUUCUGCUCUUUUCUUCUUUCAUAGGUCGGCCGAUAUGGCGGGCUACACCGAUGCCGUGGUGUUGGAAGCGCCUGUCUUCUGGUGGCCUUCGCUCGAGGAGCUUACCAAGUAUCCCAUUGACCCCCAUCGAUCCUUCCUUGCUGCGGUGACAGACGAUGCGAUGCCGUGGGCCUGUGUUGUGUACGGCGAAGUCGAUAAUGCACGCUUGAUUCGCACAGUGGGCCUCUCCCGCCUUGGUCGCAGUGUUUGGACGACGGCGGAGUGGAGUCCCCUGGAAGACGGUGAUGCGCAGCCGUUUGUGAAGGUGUGGAGUCCAAUCAGUGCGGAGGUGUUGCACCUACCUGUCUGCACUUCUGUCGGACGUGGUAGCAGCGUGGCGACGUUUGAGGAGCUGUUAAAGCUCGACGUGCCUCAGCUGGCUCGGGAUGGCAGAAUUCGGCUGACCCACCGGAUCCUCCCGACAGACCUUUGGAGUCGCUCCACGUCUGCUACUCGACUCUUCGAGCGUCUGCACCGACGAGCUCAACAGCAUCUCGCCUACCCGCUGCUGCACCGCGUGCUGACACGAGUAUACACCUCCACUGUGAACCAUUUGCGGCGAGUCCUACACACCGCCGCCUCUUCUCCAGCUUCGUCCUCCGUCGCCACCGGCUCUCUUCUCUUCACUUGCGACACACCAAGCCAGAAGCACCUCAUCGACCUUUUGCAGUGGAGCACACCCUCCUUCCUUCCAUUGGGCCAAGCACACGUCGCUGCGGUGUCGCUGGAGGUCCGAAGGCUUAACUUUGCCGAGGUCCUGACGCUGAACGAGCACGAGGCUUUGGAGACGAUCGAGGUCGCCCUGCGGCCCCCGCCUCUCCACUCCGCUUCAUCAAGCGCAUCCAUAAGGUCCUUCCUCCCCUGCCUGCUCAUCACCUUGGAAAGUCUGCAGUUGUUAGAAGCGCACGCAAACUCCCUCGUAGCCGGUGUCACCCAUCAGCUCUGUCUGUGUCUGGAGGCGUUGCGCGAGGGUCCCGUGCCCGCCCUCGUGUGGUCCUUUGCGGAGGAUGUGAGUGCCAUCCCAGCGGCCCUGCUGUCACGCGUGGGGGCGCAACACGUGCGGCUCUCCGCCACUGCCGCCGAGGAUCGUGCCACGUACUGGCAGAAACGUGUGGAAGUCCUCCAUCAACAUGCGGAUGUCAACGCUGCAACUUCUUCUCCCAGUGCUUCUCCUGUUGUGCCCAUCACAAACGCCGUCGUAGCGGCCUUAACGGAGGAGACGGCGCACUGGACCGUCGACCGCCUCGUGCAGCUGCGGGACGCGGAGAUCCUAAAGCUGUGCGCCUCGCACGUCGCCGCCACUUCCCCUCCCCCUCCACCAAGCACGCAGGAGGCACCACCCACACUAGCGUCUUGGCACAAAGAUGAUGCUGACACACCGAGAAGAGAGCCUUUACACGCUGUGUACAGCCACCUCUACGGCAUAGACGACGACAUCCGCAAAGUGGAGGAGUUGGUCGUGUGGCCGCUGACCCACCUGUCACUGCUGCGUGCACUCUCCAUCCCGUGCCCCAAAGGCGUGCUCGUCUGCGGCGCGAGCGGGUCCGGCAAGACGGCGCUCCUCUCCAGCCUCGCACGGCGGCUGCAGCUGCCCGAGACGCGCAGCAUCCACGUCGCUUCGGUCGAUGGCCUCGCGCUGAUUGAAAAGGAGGUGGGCCGGUCGGAGAAGAACAUUGCGCAGCUCUUCGAAGCUGCCCGGGCGCUGGCCCCGACGGCGCUCUUCAUCGACAACCUUGACGCGUUGGCUCCUCCGCGUGGACGCACCACCGCGGAGACGAACACCACCGGUGAUCGCACGCUGAGUACACUGCUCACGCAGAUGGACGGCGUCAGCGGCCAGGCCGAUCGCGUCGUUGUCGUCGUUGCCUCGGCGCCGUCUCUCAGCGCGCUCGAUCCGGCGGUGUGCCGGCCGGGGCGGCUGGACGUGCACGUACACCUACGCCCACCGGCGAUUGACGCCUCGGCAGCCUUUAUGAAACUGCGGCUGCAGCAGUUCCUUGCACACGCCCAGUCGCGGUUUGGAAGCUUGGAGAAGGACGGCACAGAAGGCGGAGUCGCCACCGAGUUCGUUGGGGAGUUGGUCAACUCGUUCUUCGCAGCGGUGACCGCCGAUGCAGCACACAGACGUAGUGAAAACGACAAGGAGGCUCGUGCCGACGCCGCAGUAGCAGCGAUGUCCCCUGCGGAGGUGUCGGCUGUGGUGCGAGAAGUCGUGCUUCACGUUGCCGAGCACUUGGACCAAGACACAUCUUGCAACGGCGAGCGCAAGAAGCGGAAAGCGUCGCUGAGCGAAAUACAGCAAUGCAUGGCGGACGCUUUUGCGCGGCGUGGCACCGCGACGUAA